UGCUAGAGUGCAGGUGCAGAUGCUACUCCAAAAAUAAGCCUAUUAUAGUGAUAAUGCCCUUGGUGAGUGUUUAAGGUAAGAAACACUUUAGACUCUUCUAACAUCUCCAUUUGUAUAUAGGCCUCAGUUUAGUUCACUUUGCUGAAGUGUUUUCUUCCAAAAAGGUUUGCAAAGAUGUGCUCAAUUCUGGACAGAAAGUAUUGAUCUACUUUCAAAACUGGUUUGAUGAUGACCAUAAAAUCACCACAGAUCCUGACAAACCUAUCCAUCCUGGCUACUGAGACCACUGUUGUCCAUGGACUCCACUUAACCUUGGAAAGAAUUUCUUCAGCUUGAUCAUGAGAUCUAGCUCACUCUUUUAUCACAGAUGGUAUAAGGAACCAGACAGGGUUUGUAAAUUUAACACUAUUUUACCCUUGAUAGUUGAGUUUUCUAAUGCCAUCCCUGAACACUGCUGUAGUAUUAUCCAGUACCUUUCUUAAUUUGCUUUCAGUUGACUCUAUUGCAGGGAAUAUGGCACGCAAAUGGUGGAUGGAUCUCCACUCAAGUUAUCUCAUCCACUCACGACCCCACAAUGCUGGUACUCCUGAUUUUCUACAUACAAGCCAAUACGAAUGUCAUUCUCACAGGAGUUACCUUUUCUCCAGUGAUGGAUCCUUUGAGAUGUUAACACCCAGGAACCUGAAGCUGCUCACCCUUUACAGUACAGAUCUCUCAAUAAAACUGGUCCUAAUCCAUCGACUCAUGGAAACAAUUAAAAUUCAGAGAGAAUUUAACAAUGUUGUUGUAAGACUGCUAAUCCCACCCAAGUGUAAAAGAGGGGGGGGGGGGUUCUUCUUUUUCUUUGUUACUGCAUAUGUUAAUCAAAAUGGCUUCUUUGUUUUGUUAAAAGUAGGAAUGCUUCUUUGUUGUGAGAGAGUGCUGGAAGCUUAUUUGGGUUAAAAUUUACUGAUAACGAGAAUUGUAUUCCUUUGUAAACCAAUUGGGGUUAAUGGUGUUCUUUCUUCUGAGUCUGUAAGCUAUUGUUGGCGGGCUUUUGGGGAGAUCUGCACAAGGAGAUGAGAGGGAGAGGACAUGAUGCUGUAAACUGGGCGAGGAACAGACCCCAAGCAGGGGUCCGAGGCCAGGAGGUACCCCGAGGAGAGGAGACGAAGAUAGAUGUGCUUGGUUGACCACUUCGGGUGGUCCUGAGCUGCGAGUCGAGGAGUUCAGAGGGGAUCGAAUGGUGGCUAGAAGACUUCAGUAAUUGAGCUCCAAUCGUUGUGCACAAAGUGGUUUGGACUUUGAUAAGUUUGGCGCCUUUUCUUUAUUUUCUUUUCCUUCAUGUAUACUGUAUCAUUAUUAAUUACUUAGUUAUAGUAAUCUUUAUAAACUGUAAUCAUUUAAUCGCAUAUGGUGUCCUGUCUGUUCUUUGGCGAGGCGGGGACAUCACACAGCAUCCACACAAGCUGAUUACCCAGUUUAGUGGGGCUGAAGGCUGCUACUCCUAGACGAGAACGAGCUGAGCAAACCUGAGGCGACCCAGGAGAUUACAUUGUGGGAGCUCGUCCGGGAUUGAUUUCUGUGGAAGCUGUGUGAUUGCCCUCUUUAAGUUAUGUCUGUGGCGAAGAGCUGGUGUGCCUUUGCGGGUGUACGAUUGUUGGUUAUCUCUGCAUGUGUGUUGGGUGGGGUGGCUGUUGGUGCCCCGGAGGGCGUUGUUUGAGUUCCGACUAGCGUUGACGAAAUGGUGGUGGUACGGCCUGGGGGAAGUAUCUGAGAGUGAGACCCUCUUAGUGGAUGCUGCGAAAUACCACAAGGGAGGGGAGUUGACCGCUGAAGACAACUCGGUGACUGGCCCCUACAUCCGUGGAAGACGUAGGCAGCGUGUGUGUGGAUUAUAUUGCGCUGAAGAGGCACACUGUCAGUGACCAGAAUAUGGCCCUGAGGGCCGAAGAGGCAAUGGCCUGUCUGAGUGGUGCGAAGAGGUUUAAGGUGCUGGAUCUGAGGAAUGGAUGUUGCUAGAUCCCAAUGAGUAGGGCCGACAAGGAGAAGACAGCCGUUAUAAGUUCCCUAGGAGUCUUCGGCUCCGAAAAAAUGCCACAGGGCAUAUCUGGAGCCCUUGCAACCUUCCUGCGAGGCAUGUGGAAGACCAUGGGGGAUGUGGGGGCAUUUGGAGUUUUGGCGUAUGUGGAUGAUCUCCUGGUAUUUGGAUUUGCCUCGGGAGAAUAUGAAGUGAGGUUGUUGCAGGAGCAGCUGAGAACUACAGAGUUAAACUGUUUUCUGGACACGUGUCAGGGCUGGUGAAGGUCACAGCUCGUGAGUGACUGUCUCUACGGAAUCAAGUUUGAAAUGAAGAUGGAGAGACUGGAGAGAGUGAUCUGGAACCAGUGGGAAGACUUACAAGUUGGGGAGAACGAAGAAAUUUGUCUGACUGAGGGCAACAGCAAACUGAGAGCCUGGAGAGGGGAAUUUGCAGAGGUGAAGAAAUUGCGGACAAAUCUCGGAAGAGGGGAGCGGAAGCUUGAAGGGAACCUGAAGAUGACCUUUGACAGUUCAAACAAAGUGCAAAACCUGAAAGUUGAUCUGGAAGAAGUCAUGAGGAAGGAAAAGCUGGAGAUAAGUACAGUGAAUACUGAACUGGAGGCUGACCAAUCUUUAACUGCUGCUUUUCAGGUCGGGGUGGAAGAAGCUGUUGGAGUAACUGCGUCCCAGAUUGAGAUGGCCGGGACGCGUGAGUCAGAACUGCUGAGCCUGUGGCGAGAGUUGCAGAGGCCAGAGAAGAAGCUGAUAUCUCGAUUGCAGGAGGCUGAAGAGACUGCAGGAGCAGUGCAGGCCACGUGUUUCCAUUUGGAGAAGAUCAAACAGCAGCUACUGAUCACAGAAAUGAGGAAGAAUACGGAUUCGAAGGAUGAUGUGCUGGAUGUGUGGUACAUGCUGCCUUUUGCUGACUUUCCCUCGAUUGAGGAAGAGACCUUUGACCCUUCUAACACUGAGUCAAGUGUAGUGGGGAUGGUUAGCUGUGUGCAGUGGGGGGGCAUGAGUAAGAGGUUGAGAGAGGAGUUGGUAGCAGGCCCGAGGUAUCCCCUGUUGUGUCUGAGCCUGAAGGGUUUAGGCUUAGUGAUUAAAGGCAAUUUACUCUCAACUGAACUGGCAGUUUAUGUCUCCGGCUUCAGCCGUUCAGUGUGA
Molecule: messenger RNA, 3165 nt
Organism: Hypanus sabinus (Atlantic stingray)
Lineage: Eukaryota; Metazoa; Chordata; Chondrichthyes; Myliobatiformes; Dasyatidae
Exons: 3
Coding region: 2329-3165 (278 amino acids)
Source: RefSeq, a predicted model, not a curated record